Messenger RNA from Ixodes scapularis (black-legged tick), 1160 nucleotides. RefSeq lists its product as uncharacterized. The coding region runs from base 107 to 595 and encodes 162 amino acids. The record is from RefSeq and is a predicted model, not a curated record. The transcript is spliced from 3 exons. NCBI's taxonomy places the organism in Eukaryota, Metazoa, Arthropoda, Arachnida, Ixodida, Ixodidae.
AGACAGUUAUCGUCACUACCUGUCAAGGUUCGAUGCCGUGUACUGAUGCCUUGUACUGCGUUUCUUGAGCUGUCGAUGGCUACAGCCUUUGUUUACCCUAUAGGUCAUGAACCAUCGGAUACGGUAUCUGCUCGUCACCGCUACCUGGGCCAUCCUGACGGCCGGAAAUGCCACGCCACUAUCCAACGUCAACGAGCCGCCGGGAAACCUUACGCUAAACAGGUCCCCAAGGGGACUGUCCCCGCAGCAAGUGAUGGAGGAACGCCUGACGAGCUGCCUUCUCGAUGACGGUUUCACGAACGUCAACUGCCACAUCGAGAACAGCUCUGUUCGCUGUUUUUCGGGCGGCUUUGAUAGCACGCCGAUCGGAACCGUCGUUGCCACGGCACUGGGAGUGGCGGCAGGAGCCAUCUGCGUCGCAGCCAUAGGAUGCUGUUUCUGGACGAUGAACGGGAAAAGAAACGAAAAGGCAGCUGCAGCCCAAAAGUCGACACCAUCAUCCAAGGUGCCUGCGGCUAAAGGACAUCCUUCCGUCAAAUUUUUCAACCCCUUGACAGCAUCGGUCAACAUUGGAACAGGAUUUUACAGGCUCUGAAAGACUCACUAGAGCGAUCGCUCUCUGCUUUUCUUUCUUUUUUUUUUCUCCGACUUAUUACACCUAGAGUCUCUAGACAAUAAGCUACGCCUAGGGUUCCGUCCCUCAAUUUUCCCAUUCCCUCGUUGGCGCCGCCAUUUUGGUGCCUAAUGCAGAGCGGCGCGAGUGGGGAUCUACGAUAAGAGAAUGCGAAAGCCCAGGUGAUAUCGUCCGCUUCAUCAUUUCUGGAAGACGGAAAAACAGUGCAAUUCCAGAUAAAACUUCAGAUUACUGGCAACCAUGAUUUUAAACAUCAAGAUGGUUCUUAAGCCACUGGCUAGACCCGCAAUCCGAAGUUCUGUUUUCACCCGCUACGAAAGGAAAGCCAAAGAAUCCAAUUUAAUCCCAUGGAUGCAGUGUAGGUACUUCGAAGCGUAGCCCUCUAGUUACAGCUAAGCAAGCAAUUUCGGACAAUGGUUCCUAUACAACUGUACUAACCAAUAGGCACUAUCGCUUAGAUGGUACAAUAGGACAUAUACUUCAGUCCUUCACGAUUGUUAGUAAAUGCUCUUGAAACACCAUCGUA